Penaeus vannamei (Pacific white shrimp) is the source of this 2724-nucleotide messenger RNA. The record is from RefSeq and is a predicted model, not a curated record. Lineage: Eukaryota; Metazoa; Arthropoda; Malacostraca; Decapoda; Penaeidae.
CAACUUUGUCCAAGACAGAAGGAUAAGAAAUGCAAGCCCAGUCCACCAGAGAGCUCACUCGAAGCAGUCCAAUCCAAAUGUUUCUCCUUGAUGUUUUGUAUGACCCUGUUUCGAACGUCCUCCUUCAGGCGGUGACCAACGUCCUAGCCGGCGCUGGGAUCAGGUCAAUGAGCGUGGUCCACACGGCGGACGUCGAGGGCGAGGUCCUCAUGCAGCACUUCAUCACGGCCGCCGAGGAUGGCUACCGCUGCCUGGAGAAGGUGCUGAAGGCGGAGGACCCCGCCGACCUGGUCAAGCCCUUGCGCAAGGGUCCGGGCACUGUGGUCCUGCUGGGCACGCGGCACAAAGUGCAGAAGCUGGCGCGUUUUCUGGGUGCGGAGGGCGGGCCGGCCGAGAUCCUGGUGCUGCAGGACACGGGCGGGCCGGUACCGGUGGCCGAGCUGGAGGGCGUGACCACGCCCACCAUCCUCCUGCAGCGCAUCGCCGAGGUGCUCCCCGACUUUUCGGAGCACCUGCAGCGGGACCUGUCCUCUGAGGACGGGCCGCGGCGCCAGUACGUGGCCGCCUUGUCUGAGUGCUCCUCGUGCGACGCCCUAGACUUCGCCUACGACGCCGCCGCGCCCGCCGCUGCCGUUGCCGUCCUCACCUUCGCCCAGGCGCUCCGGGAAGCUCAAGCCGCGCACUGCGGACCCGGGGAAGGGCUGUGCGAGGGCGUGCGCCUUCUGGAGUACCAGGAGUGGAAGGAUUUACUGUCCCAGGCGUCGCCUUCCGACCUAGCCUCCGAGGCCUUCCCCGGGCUGGACACCGAAGGCCUCAGCCCGGGCGCCGAGGACAUCCCCAGAUACGCUGUGAAGCUCCUCUCGCCCGGGAACGCCACCAAUCUGACGCAGGUGGGCCACGCCGACGAGAUCUCGGCCGUCCUGGGCCAGCUGGAGUUGAAGGCCCCUCGGUGCGGGAAGACGUGCCCUUGCAUCCGGCCCAAGUCCACGCCGAGGCCACGUCCUCCGCCGGGGAAUCUGGAGAUCAAGCCGACGCCGCCGAGAGACGGCGGUGGCCUCGACAUCCUCGGUGGAGCGGGUUGGUGGAGUCACGUGUCAUGGUGGCCGGGUGACAUGCCCGACCCCGCCCACCUGUCACAGUCUGAAGUCACCGCUUAUGUCACGGCUUUCUUCCUUCUCGUGGUCCUCUUCAUGAGCUCUACGUUGGCGUGUAUUUACAACCUCCAAAAAUCCCCGAGUAGAAGUUAAGUUACGGAUACGUGCUUGCAUUCCGUGCAAGCGCAUUCAAGCUGCUUUGAAUACGAAUGCUUCCUAUUGCUGUUUAAUCAUCUGUAACGUUGAGGGAAAGAAGACCUUUAGAAAAUAAGUCGAAAGAGGAGAGGAGAAACCAGGCAGAGAGAAGAAAGGAGGAAAGGAAGAAUAGAUAGAUUUCUAUGAGGCCUUCGCGGUGGCAAACUGGAAAAAACGGGUCUGCAGACGCGGUAGUUUCCUUCCCUGUUUUUUGCCUGCGACUGCAUCCGCGAACAGAUCGUGUACUCUUGUCCAAAAGAUAGUCAGGACAUGAAGACCAAGUUUCAAAUACUUCAUUUUGUAUCCGAACAAAUAACAGCUGAUCAACGGCUCUGGGAAGCGUGAUGGAAAAUAAUCUGUCAAUGUUAUAUUUUACAAUAUUUGUAACCGUAGACAGUGAAAGUAACACUGCCUGUCUUUAAACUAAAUGUUACCAUUAUGCUUUCUGGUGAAUGUUAUAGUCCUGUGGUUAUUUGAAUCUUUAAAAACUUUAAUGAGGAAUGUGAUAUACAAAUUCUAAAUACUGUUUUUUCCUCUUGUUAAAAUGUUUUAAUUGCUGCUAUGUACCUGUUUGUGUUUGUAAUUAACAAACAAAUUGUUAAAAUUAUUUUCCAUAGCUAGUAUGUUGAAGAAUUAUAAAAAUAUGGGAUGUACACAUACAUAUGGCAUAAUAAAAUAAAAACGAUUUUCCAUUAUUUCACUUUAUUUACAUCAUCUUCACUACAACUCUGUGAGGUAGACAAAUAUAUAAAUGUAUAAAUAUUACAACAGCUUCUAUCUGCGCCAAAUGACCGGCAUGAAGAUUUACCAGACUACAGAUAUUUCCUGCCUUAAUUAACUGGUGUUAUUUCACCUCCCACUUUUGGGUCUUUUCACUUGUUUGCCUCUUCUAUUUUCGCAAAUUAUAUCAGCAAUAAUAAUAUAUAAUAUAUAUAUAAAUUAAAAACAUUAAUUACACCAUAAAAGCAUUUCGCUAAAAUGAUUGAAACAGGUGUAUUUUUCCUCGACACUCUAAUCAAGACACCUAAUUGAACUCUAUUGCAUUUACUUGCAUCUGCGUUUUUGAUUUGCUUAUUCCACCUACUGGCAAGGAUGCAUAGAACCAUUAACGAUGGCGGUAAUGCAGCUUUCGAAACCCUUAGGAACCCUUAGGAGCUAAAGCCAGGAAAGGAAAUGGGUUGAGAGUGAUGCUCAUAUUCAGAGACACUUCGGAUACCUUUUCCGGUGGGAGUCUGCCAUCACCACAGCUCUGAUUGGCUGCAAUUGGCUGACGGGCGUCAGUGGCAAGCCGGCUCUCCAUUUAACAGUCCCACAUGUCUCUAAAUAUAAGCGUGAGGCCCAAGAGGAAAAGUAGGCCUACCAAAUGAGUGAGGUUGGUGAGGGGUAAAGACCCUACGAGAUGAGAGUCUAAGGAGAUGAAUGGGAUGCUGAGGAG